Messenger RNA from Trachymyrmex septentrionalis, 961 nucleotides. It is a transcript of the gene Vps25, whose product is annotated as vacuolar protein-sorting-associated protein 25. The transcript has 4 exons. Bases 79 to 606 code for a protein of 175 amino acids. The record is from RefSeq and is a predicted model, not a curated record. NCBI's taxonomy places the organism in Eukaryota, Metazoa, Arthropoda, Insecta, Hymenoptera, Formicidae. Gene Ontology annotation, cellular component: ESCRT II complex. Gene Ontology annotation, biological process: protein transport to vacuole involved in ubiquitin-dependent protein catabolic process via the multivesicular body sorting pathway. Gene Ontology annotation, molecular function: structural molecule activity; protein homodimerization activity.
UUCUCGACAUUUCUAAUUAUAAGAUCUCUGAUAUCUCACGCGUCUGACAGCUGUCUGCGUCAGUUGAUAACCAAAGCAAUGGCAGAGAUCGAAUGGCCCUGGCAAUACAGUUUCCCGCCGUUUUUUACGCUUCAACCUCACGUAGAUACUAGAGCUAAACAAAUAGCGGCCUGGAAGAGCCUGGUGCUUGAAUACUAUCGUAUCACAAAACAGGCGGUCGUAGAUGUGCGCGAGAUUCACACAAAUCCUCUAUUUAAUAAUACGAGCAUAAACAGAAAAUUACCAUCCGAAGCUGUACUAGUAAUAUUGGAAGAAUUAGGAAAAUCAGGAAAUGCGUCACCCCUAGAUAAGACCAAGCAGAGAUGGUUGGUUUAUUGGCAUACUUUAGAGGAAUGGGGUGAUAUAAUAUACAAUUGGGCACAGGAGAAUGGCUUCACUGGCUCUGUGUGUACAUUCUUCGAACUGACACAAGGGGAAGACACAAGUGAACAAGAAUUUCACGGUCUGGACACAGAAGUGCUAAUCAGGUCACUGAAGACAUUAGAAGCCGCAAGAAAGGCAGAGAUUAUCUCAUUCGAUGAUAAUCAAGGUGUUAAAUUUUUCUAACGCUUGGAAAGUUUUUGUUAUUCGUCGAAUUAUAGAUAUGUGUAAAUGAUAUUUAAUUAAUAAGAGAUGUAAAAAAACUAUAACAUUUCUCAUAAAUGCAAACAUUUAUUUAACACAAUAAUAUACUUUUCUUUUUUUCUUACAAAAAAAAAGGCAAACCAAAAUCGCUCAGAUGCUAAACUAACAUGAAGUACAAAUGUGGGAAGGCUUGAUGAUAUUGAAUAUGAAAUUAAUGUAGCCAGUUAUAUAGCUUUUAAGAUCAUUAUAUACGGUACAUAGAUUUAUUCGAAAUUAGAAAGCACAAAAAUUGCGAUGAAAAUAACUUCCUGUGCCAAAGUCAAGGUGUUAAAAUCAG